Molecule: messenger RNA, 1263 nt
Organism: Fonsecaea multimorphosa CBS 102226
Lineage: Eukaryota; Fungi; Ascomycota; Eurotiomycetes; Chaetothyriales; Herpotrichiellaceae
Exons: 2
Coding region: 1-1263 (420 amino acids)
Cellular component (GO): cytoplasm
Source: RefSeq, a predicted model, not a curated record
AUGGCGGCUACGUCCUACUCCACGGACCCAACACUCUAUCUCUAUACCUCUCUAACAGCCGGAUCAUCGCACAUCAUUACCGCGACAUCAAGGCUAGAGACCAUCCUCAAAGCCAACAAGAUCCCAUUUCGGGCACUGGACUGUGCAACGGAUGAGAAAGCACGUAUGCUGUGGGGGAGAAGAUCCAAGGGAAGAAAGCUGCCGGGCCUGGUCAAGUAUGGAGAGAUUAUUGGCGACCUUGAGCAAAUCGAAGAGUGGAAUGAGUACGGAGAGCUCAAAGAGCAAAUUGCCGCAACUCAAGAUUUUGGCAGCCUGACUACCUCCACGAACCUGGCUCCACAAGUCCCCGCAACGAGUACUUCUUCGACUCCAUCGAGAUCAGGCCCUCCUUCGCGCGCUUCCUCCGAGACUCGCCACAUCUCUAUCGCGGAACCGUCAGACAAGGAAAAGGAAAAGCAUGGCGCAGCUGGAGACGGAAAGACAGCCUCAUCACAGAAACCGGCUGAAAAUCCAAUGAACGUGGCGUUUCGUCAGCUGGGGGCGGAAGCCGCAGCCAAAGCAACACAGAAGAAAGGCGCUGCUGCCCAGGCCCCUAAAGCUGCAGCAGUGCCGGCCAAAGGACAGAGCUCCGCGGAUCAAGUGCCCACGGCCGCGGUAGACAGAGUGGGUACAGAGGCAGCGGUCGAGUCGGCCGAUACGGCAGCGGAGGUCACAGCAGCCAAGACACCAGCCCAACUCGCCUCAGAAGGCGCAGCCAGAACAUCCGUCGACAAAAUCGCCGAGUCAGAGGAGAAACUAGCCGCAGGCGCUGCAGAGGAUACGUCGCCUUCAAAAGAAGAACAAAUUCUCGAAAUGCGUCGGACGAGCAGCGUUACGAAAUCCAAGUCGAGGCUGAGUGAUGUUACACCCAUUGAAGAGAGCGACAAAGUUGUAGCAGAGCCGGAAGAGACAUCAAUUGCAGUGCCCGAGAAUGAAGUCAGCGCUAGUUCUUCUACGAGCCUACCUUCGCAAGCAGCGUCACGUAAGCAGCACCGUGGGAGUGACAUUGGAGAAGCGAGCCCCGAAGAGAUUCGAGCGCUGGAGAAGAAACUGAGUAUCCCGGAAGAAGACGACGAUGGGGAGGAUGCUGUCGAGACAGCACAAAGCAAAGCCACAGAAGUGGCGAGCACCGACAAGGUUGAGGACGAGGUUACAAAGGGAACGGACCCGCAGGAGACAGAGCCCAAGGACGCGGACAAGGCUGGCGUCAGUGUGGGCGACUAG